Molecule: messenger RNA, 3778 nt
Organism: Malaclemys terrapin pileata
Lineage: Eukaryota; Metazoa; Chordata; Testudines; Emydidae
Gene: KLHDC8A
Product: kelch domain containing 8A
Exons: 13
Coding region: 1196-2248 (350 amino acids)
Molecular function (GO): protein binding
Source: RefSeq, a predicted model, not a curated record
UCUCCUUUUCCUGACUGCUCUAUGUCCGUUCCAUAGCCAGGAGCCUUAUUCUAGUGCUUCAUCCCAUAAACUUGGAGAGAACCCCUCAAGCUGGCUAAUCCACCAUGGCUACUGCUUCGCCUGACCACAAAUCUGACACUUUAUUUACUUUGCUUGGGCGCAGACCCUUCUGCUUCCUCUCCGGUCACUUUGCGAAUGUAAACGCCUGCUGCUGGUCUGUGCUGUGACAGCUCUCAGCAUCCCGCCAGGGUGUGGCUUCCUGAGGCAGCCUGUUGCUUAGAAUGGAGGAGAUAACAGCAGCUUGUCCUUUCUUCAGAAAAUACUUCACAAAUGUCUGAGUUGCAUCUGCAUCUGGGAGAGAAGGAGCAGCUGGCUUUGGUUUGGCUCAGCUGAAGUUCCCCAAAGUAUUUUCAGAAAUUCUUAUGACCACUACACUUCCUCGAGGGCUUUCUCAACCAGCUGAUCUCCAAAUGAGUGGCAAGACACUAGCUAAACCUAACACCCCCCCUUGUGCGGACCGUGUAACUGAACUCGGAGAGUAAGCAGCUCAUGACAAUGGCAAACUAUCGGUUUAUUUCCAUGGGCUUCCAUUUAUCACAAUGGUAAUCCUGAGUAGAGAUCAGCUAUUUUGAUUCCUGCUAGGUCCCAAGCCGAUGGCUUAUUUUUCAGCCCAUUUCUAUAGGCUGGCUUGUUAUGCAGCUUAGCAUCUUCUGCUGCUGAUGAUGAAAUGCUACUAACUGGCUAAUUUUGAAUGUUGCUCUCAGAUGUUAACGUGAUGCAGUUUAUUCUCCCUGGGAAGGUCCGGAUCCUGCUUGGAAAACAGUGGCAAACCUCCUAAACCCUGACCCACAAAAAGAGAGGCUGCAACCUCCAGGGAGAAGGAGAGAGACCAACGCACAGAGAGAGAGAAUGGCUGUUGAGAGAAAUGAGACAGAGGAACAAGGGAGGGGAAGAGAGAUUCAGAGCUGCUCCUGCAGGAGCUAGGUGUCUGGACUUUCUUGUGUUAAAGUUGCAGAGCAUUCUGAAUAAAGAGCAAGUCUUCCUUGGGACCCACUGCUGCCUCUCAAAAACUGACCUGGCUGUGCGUGAGCUGCUCUGGCAGAUGUGGAACUGCAGGAUUAAUGGAGACGUGAUGAAAGCUUAGCCAGCCCUCUGGCAGGCAGGACAGAUGCUGCCUCAUCCCUGACGAUCCGCAAUGGAAGUGCCCAGUACCAAAGAUUUCCAAUGGAAAACCCUCGCACCCCUCCCCAGCGGCAGGGUCUACUGCUCGCUGGUGGAGGCAGGCGGCCAGGUCUUUGCCAUCGGAGGCUGCGACGACAACGGAGUCCCCAUGAACUGCUUCGAGGUUUACUCCCCCGAAGCCAACCAGUGGAACUCUCUCCCUCCCAUGCCCACGGCCCGGGCCGGAGUAGCCGUGGCCACCCUGGGCAAGCGGAUCAUGGUGAUAGGAGGGGUCGGGAUGAACCAGACGCCCUUGAAGAUAGUGGAGAUGUACAACAUAGAUGAUGGCAAGUGGAAGAAGAGGAACUCCUUGAGGGAAGCCUCGAUGGGCAUCUCCGUGACGGUGAAAGACUACAGAGUCUACGCGGCUGGCGGGAUGGGACUGGACCUGCGGCCUCACAACUAUAUGCAGCACUACGACAUGCUCAAGGACAUCUGGGUGUCACUCGCGACCAUGCCCACGCCCAGGUACGCUGCCACCUCCUUCCUGCGAGGCACCAAGAUCUACGUGCUCGGUGGGAGGCAGUCCAAAUACGCCAUCAAUGCCUUCGAGGUCUUUGACACAGAGACCAGGUCAUGGACCAAGUUCCCCAGCAUCCCCAGCAAAAGGGCCUUCUCCAGCUUCGUGCCCACGGAGAACAACCUCUUCAGUCUCGGGGGGCUGCGGCAGGGCAGGCUGUACCGGCAGCCCAAGUUCAUGAAGACUGUGGAUGUGUUUGACAUUGAGCAAGGUGGCUGGAUGAAGAUGGAACGCUCCUCCUUCCUAAAGAAAAGGCGAGCGGACUUUGUCGCUGGCUACUUGAAAGGAAGGGUCAUCGUGGCCGGGGGGCUAGGGAACCAGCCAACGGUCCUAGAGUCAGCUGAAGCCUUCCACCCAGGGAAGAACAAAUGGGAGAGCCUGCCACCCAUGCCAACCCCCCGCUGCACCUGCUCCAGCAUCGUGGUGAAGAACUGCCUGCUGGCCGUUGGCGGAGUGAACCAGGGCUUGAGUGAUGCAGUGGAGGCACUGUGCGUCUCUGACUCCUAGCCACCCCCUUUCCAAUUCCCACCCCCUGGCAAGUCCAGCUCUGAGAUCCUGGGAAAGUGGCAGUGGCAGUGAUGCUGUCAGGAUCAGCCUUGCGUAGUUUGCACCCUGCUCUCUCCUGCUGCACCUCUAGCUGCCUUCACAGGACGUCCCGGGGAAGGUAGGCAGCACCCCACCCUCGUGCGCACACCUCUGAAGCGAACGCUACUCUGAAGCUGUUGGCCAGCAGGGGCUCCUGGUCGUCUAUUAGCCAGUCUCGGUACCCAGGGGCAUCACCCCUUCAUCUCCACCUCCAUCCAGGACCCCUCGGUCCUAUGCCAGCCCCGAAUUGCUGAAGAACGCACCAGCCUUGUACCGCAGUGCGGGAGAUUGACCAGCCUAGGAGGAGCACUUUGGUUGGGGGGGAUCCACUCUGACCACCUGCAAAGGUCCAAGAAGGAGCUUGGCUGAGAAGAGCGCCCCAUGAAGUCAGAACAUCGUGUACCCCGCCAUUGGGAAAGGACCCUUUAGAUCAGGGUAUGCCGGGGCUACGUCCUCAUACUCUACUAUGCUUCUCUAACCGUGGCUCAGAGCUGCAGCGCUCACAUGAAAACCCCAUGUAGCCAGACACGCUGGUUAAAGAAACCCCACUGACUCCAUUGUUUGGGUGGAACCAGCCUUCCUGUUCUGUUGUGACAUUAUGCUUGCCAAGCACCCAGGGUGCAAGACAUCCCUCCCGGCGCAGAACCCCUUGGCGAGCUACAGAGGAACUUCCUAAUCAUAUAAGCUAGAAUGGAUGGUGAGCGCCGUCAGCCAGAGAGGAGCCAGUCCAUGUCUGGAUUGACAGCAACUUCAUUGCCCAUUAACUUGUAGAUUUUGCCCAUUGCUUGUGCCCGGAGCUGAAGCCAAGCGUUGCCAGCACUCCUGGGCGUGCUCUGACAGAUGGAGGCAUGGAGGGCUAGUUUGAGGACUGUUUGAAGCAAAUGGAUGAUUCUGCAUUUAGCAUAGAACAGGCAGAUCUGCCUUCACUCGUUCUGACACAGAGAUGGGGCCGAGCUGCAACAUUCAGAUCUGGUUCCAGGUCGGGAUUUUAAUGCCCAUGAUGCUCCGGGGUGUUCAGAUCCAGGAUUUCACGUUGGUUCACUUCACAGAUAAAAGACCAUUUGCAAAACCUUGACCCCGAGCUAACUUUGGAUUUCCAACACUCCGAGAGUUUAGGGGACGGCUUUGGACCCACCUCUACGUACACGCGUCCCACAGAGAAGCCAGAAUGCAACAGUGGUCUCUUCCUUUUCCUUGGUUUUGUUUAAAUUUGUAUCUGUGGUUUGUGGCCAAAUGCUCUUUGAUGGAUGGGUUGCGAUUCUUGCUCAUAGCAGCAGCACAAUUAAAACCUGUAUUCGCUGAGCAAAGGCUCUCUGCAGUCAGAGAUUCUGUAGGUUCCUCCCUGCUACAGAGGGAUCAAACUGGGGAGCUGCAAAGCUGGGGCAUGGACUAAAGGGAGGGGGAGCCAGCCUGGGAAAUUCUUAUUGUCUCUAGCAAGCGUACAGACUGACA